This is a messenger RNA of Gilbertella persicaria, 2736 nucleotides long. RefSeq names its product carbamoyl-phosphate synthase L chain, ATP binding domain-containing protein. Gene Ontology annotation, cellular component: mitochondrion. The transcript is spliced from 8 exons. The record is from RefSeq and is a predicted model, not a curated record. Bases 245 to 2317 code for a protein of 690 amino acids. Gene Ontology annotation, molecular function: ATP binding; metal ion binding; methylcrotonoyl-CoA carboxylase activity. Lineage: Eukaryota; Fungi; Mucoromycota; Mucoromycetes; Mucorales; Choanephoraceae.
CUCUAAAAAGACUGAAGUUAAACCACCUGAAGGCAUGAUUGCUAAAAAGGUAAGACAAUGGUAUAUCUUUUAUAUUCACUAACAACAACGUCUAUAGUAUGAGUAAAUCAUAUGUGUCUGUCUGUGUACGUGGGGAAACAACACUGAAUUUUACACACACACACACACACAUAUAGGCAUAAAAUAAAGUUUACUCGGUUUUCUCUUUUUCUCUUUUUCUUACAAACACACGCACAUAUAUACAAUGAAUAAAUCUAUUUAUAAAGUGCUUAUUGCUAACCGUGGUGAAAUUGCAUGUCGAGUGAUACGUACUUGUAAAAGACUUGGUAUAGCUACUGUAGCUAUUUAUUCUGAUAGUGACCAACACGCACUUUUUGUUAAAAUGGCAGAUGAAGCCUAUCACAUCGGUCCUUCAAUUGCUUCUGAAUCGUACCUGAAUGGACAAAAGAUCAUUGAGAUAGCUCAACAAUCAGGGGCAGACGCACUUCAUCCAGGCUAUGGAUUUCUAUCCGAAAAUGCAGAUUUUGCACAACAAGUCAUUGAUGCAGGCAUUAAUUUCAUUGGUCCUCUUCCAGACACUAUUCGUACCAUUGGUGACAAGAUUGCUGCCAAAGUAUUCAUUGCUCAACAUGUACCUUCUAUUCCUCUGAUUCCUGGGUACAAUGGUGAAGAUCAAUCAGUGGAAAGGUUAGAAAAAGAAGCGAGACAGAUAGAAUUCCCUGUGUUACUCAAAGCUUCUGCUGGAGGAGGAGGGAAAGGCAUGAGAACUGUUUACGACGCAAGCAGAUUAAAAGAGGAAAUUGAGGCUGUUCAAGGAGAAUCCCUUCGUGCGUUUGGAUCUGAUAAACUAUUGAUAGAAAAAUACUUUGAGAGUGUCCGUCAUAUUGAGAUUCAAAUUUUUGGUGAUAGGUAUGGUCAUGUUGACCAUAUCAAUGAGCGUGAUUGUUCUAUUCAGAGAAGACACCAAAAAAUAAUGGAGGAAACACCUUCACCUGCUAUGGAUCCAUCCCUUCGUAUGGCUAUGACGACAGCUGCUGUUGAAUUAGGCCGUCAGUUAGGCUAUUUAGGUGCUGGCACAGUGGAAUUUAUCUUGGACGAGAAGACACGCAAGUUUUAUUUCUUGGAACUCAAUACGCGUCUUCAAGUAGAACAUCCUAUUACAGAAGCUAUUUCAGGCCUUGAUCUGGUUGAAUUGCAGUUCCUUGUGGCUCAAGACACCCAUUUAAGCGAGCUGCAUCUGGAUACCAUUGCCUAUCAAGGUCAUGCGAUUGAAGUCCGUCUUUGUGCAGAAGAUCCUGAUGAUGACUUUAGUCCUCGAACAGGCACUAUUCAGGCAUGGCGUCCUUCAACGUCCAUUACAGGUGUACGAUUUGAUACAGGUGUCCAAGAUGGUUCAGAGAUUACCGUGUUUUAUGAUUCGAUGAUUGCAAAGAUCAUUGUGCAUGCACCUACGCGUUCUGAAGCCAUUCGUAGUAUGAUAGCUGCCUUGACCAACACAGUUGUGAUGGGCAUCACGACUAACCAGAAAUUCUUGAUCCAGCUCCUAAAACAUCCUUGUUUUUGUCAGGGUAUGUUUGAUACUCACUUUAUCCGUCUUGAGCGAUCGUAUCUCUUUCCAGCCUUUGAUCUGGAUCAGGUCAAGCCAAGUAUCAUGGCAGCGCUUGUGUUUCACUGGCAUAUGCGUCAUCACCAACACACUCCCUUGCACCAUAUUCAGUCAGGUUGGCGUAAUGUUCCAUGGCGACAUCAACAGAUAGAUUUCGAUAUCAACGGCACUCACAUCCAUGUUGCAUACGACUGUAUAGGUCAUACUGAAUUGAAAGCAUGGCUCGAAGCAUCCUCUAUCACCUUACGCGUAUUAGAAACCCAUCUCAGUCAACCCCUUGUCAGACUCUAUGGUAUUCAAGGGGCUCAAGGUCUUUUACGCUGUACCAUACAAGCAUCUCAGCACCAUUUUUAUGUGGCUGAACAAGUACGCGAUGUGAAUGAUAAGUCUAUCUUUGUUCAUGAUUUUAGUCUUGGUUAUCCAACUGAAUUAAUCAAGAUAGAUCGAUUCAAGAGUCACACUGCCACUGGAACGGAGGAUGAUAGAGUGACACCUUAUAUGUCAUCCAUGCCUUGUCGUAUAUUAAAAGUGUUGACUCCUUCAGGCACCAUGGUCAAGAAGAACACGCCUCUUUUAUCCAUGGAAUCCAUGAAGACAGAAAUCAAGAUACUUAGUCGACAUGAAGGUGUUGUUACAAUCCAUGUUGAAGAAAAUCAGUUGGUGGAUGCCAGAGUUCUUUUAUGUUCUGUUGAUAAAAAACAGUUUAUUUAAACCUUCAAACGAAGCUUUUGUUCCAUGCUUGCAUGAAUAUCCAACAUAUCCGUGGAUUCAGCAGGAUCUAUGCAUAUACAUCAAUAAACCCACUUACAUAAGACACACUUACUGUUGAGGAAAUCUUCAUAGUCAAUAGUCUCAUCUCUUCCUGUCAAGAUAUCUAAAUGUAAAUUUGAAGAAGGAAUAGCAGGCAUACGUUGACGCUGCAUUGGAUCAGACAUGGCUGGUAAAUGCUAGAUGGGAUGUACCUUUUCAAUCAAACUUCUUUCCAUCAUCAUCUUGAUAGGGGCAUGCAUACCAUAAGCUUGACGAGCUAAAUUCAACUUGAGUUCCCAUUGUGUUGUUUCCCACUAUCCUUUAUCAUCAGUAUACGACAGACUCAGAGUGUUACUUGCCUGUUCUAAUCUGUUCUCAAG